Brassica napus (rape) is the source of this 2674-nucleotide messenger RNA. RefSeq names its product RNA polymerase II C-terminal domain phosphatase-like 5. Gene Ontology annotation, cellular component: nucleus. Gene Ontology annotation, molecular function: RNA polymerase II CTD heptapeptide repeat phosphatase activity. Lineage: Eukaryota; Viridiplantae; Streptophyta; Magnoliopsida; Brassicales; Brassicaceae. The transcript has a single exon. The record is from RefSeq and is a predicted model, not a curated record. Bases 73 to 981 code for a protein of 302 amino acids.
GGGACUUUAGUUGAUCAGUUCUCUAAUUAUAUUAUAUACUUAGAAGUUUUAAAUCAGUCCAUCAGAGAAACAAUGUCUGUUGUUAAUAAUCUUUCUCUGGAACAGAGAGCCAAAAAGCAGAGGAUCGAACCGGUCACCAACGAGUCUUCUUCUUCUAGUAGAUGUGGUCACUGGUUCCUUCGUUACGGAGAAUGCACCACCUGCAAAUCAACUGUUCACAAAGACCAAGGCGGAGUGUUCGAUUAUCUUUCCGACGGUUUACAGCUAAGCCACGAGGCUGUAGCUGCAACGAAGCAGAGAAGCAGAGAACUUCACUUAGUACUUGACUUGGACCACACGCUUCUCCACACCACUCCUCUUCUACGCCUCACCGAAGCAGAGAAGUAUCUGAUCAAAGAAGCGGCUUCUAUUACAAGGCACGAUCUGUGGGAGUGGACAACUGGAGGCGAUGAUCCCGUGGUAUCUUUGACGAAGCUACGGCCUUUUGUUUGCGGUUUCUUGGAAGAAGCCAACAAGAUGUUCACAAUGUCUGUUUACACAAAGGGUAUUCGCGAUUACACUAUGCUAAUCUUGGACGUGAUUGAUCCGAAGAAAAUCUAUUUCGGGGACAGGGUGAUAACAAGGGACGAGAGUCCUGAUGUGAAGACGCUUGAUUUGGCUUUGGCUCAUGAACGUGGAACGUUGAUUGUGGAUGAUACACGUGAUGUAUGGCCCGAUUACCAGAGUAACUUGAUUGUAAUUAGCAAAUACAACUAUUUCAGGAGAAUGAGCAACAGCCAACACUCAAAACCAUACUCUGAGGAGAAGACUGACGAGAGCGAGAAGGAGGGUGGGUUGGCCAAUGUUUUGAAGCUACUCAAAGAAGUUCACAGUGCAUUCUUCAGAGUGACAGAAGAAAAGGAAUUGGAGUCAAAGGAUGUGAGGUUGUUACUACAAGAGAUAAAUUUCAAUCGUGUCGACAAAGAAUCUUUUACUAUGUAGAAACUUUAUAUAAGCAUUUGAAGUUUCAUAUAUAAGAAGAAGUGUUAAGUACCUUUGAAAAGUUAUUUAUUUUGAAGAACAAAACUUUAAAGUAUAUUUCCAUAUGAUAGUGACUUCCAAAAAAGUCUUAUACUUAUGUAAAUUCAUUUAAGCAUCGAUCAAAAGCUUGUGUGAUCUGGUUCAUGUGUAAGAAGUAUAAAGUAUAUUUACAAUGUUAUUUUGACUAGAAAACAUUAAAAGCAUAUUACAUAAGUGAGGUGAAUGUUAGCAUUUCACUAUCUAUUUUGUAUUAUUCUAUCAUCUCUUAGUAAUAAUAUCGUCAAACCAAAGUGAACUACAAAGCAUUGUACUUACUUACUUUAUACAGCCCAAAAAGAUUAGAAGCUAUGGCAUACUUUGAAUCGAAUAACAAUCUCUGCGACACUCUUACAACAAAACGACAAGGAUGCCUAUGUUUCUUCUUUAUGACGUUUCAGGAUAUAUGGAGAUGCUAUGGGUUUGGGAUUCACUUCAAUUUCAUUAAUUAGCAAACAUUUAUCAGUAUUAAUUGGCAGACCAAGGUAGACCUUUUGUCUAGUUGAUAAUAAACUCAAAACUCAAAAAAUAACAAUAACGCUACAUAAUUUAUUUUACAAACAUAGCAUAUUAGCAUCCGUCAUGUUCUUCAAUAAAGGUUGAUCUUAUUAGCUUAAAUGUACAACCAAUCAUAUAGACAAAGGCAAAAAAAGAGGCCUGAGCAUAUACUCUCCCUCUCCUCCCAUCCCAAUCCGCCACCUCGCCCACUUCGGAGCCGUCGCAACCUCCGGAAAGCUCUUCGUAUCCGCUAGCCGGCGAUCACGACGGUACCUUCGCUACAGACGAGGUGUGGUGCUACGACUUUGUGAAGAGACGAUGGGGGCCACGAGCGCCGAUGCUCGUUCCUCGCUCUAUGUUCGCGUGUUGCGUUCUCGAAGGGAAGAUUUUUGUCGCUGGAGGAUUCACCACGUGUCGAAAAUCGAUUUCGGGAGCUGAGGUUUAUGAUCCUGAGAGUGAUGUGUGGAGUUCGAUCCCUGAUCUCCACAGGACUCAUAACUCCGCGUGUUCCGGUUUGGUCGUGAAAGGGAAGGUUCAUGUGUUGCAUAAAGGGUUAUCGACGACGGUGCAGGUUCUUGAGAGUGUUAAGUUGGGAUGGGAUGUGAGAGAGUAUGGUUGGCCUCAAGGUCCGAUGGCUGUUGUUGAGGGUGUGAGUUAUGUGUUGAGUCAUGGAGUGGUGUAUAAUGAAGAGGAUGAUGAUGAGACGUGGAAGAUGGUUGCGUCUGCGUCGGAGUUUAAGCCGAGGAUUGGUAUGGCGAUGGCGAGUUUGAGUGGUGAGGUUUUGCUUGUGGGAGGGGUGAUUGGGCCUGAUAGGGAUAAUUGGGAUAUUAAGCAGAUGUUGGAGGUUGAUGUUUUGACUGUUGGGAGUGAUCGUCCGGUGUGGAGGAAGGUUGCUCCGGUGACUAAGUGUCGUGGUACGGUGCUUGGUUGUACGCAGUUGACAAUGUGAUGGGAGUGUGAUGUAAAGACUGUUUUUUUUUUAUCUGUUAUUCUUUGUUUUGUAUUGUCACGUUUUCCUUUUCUUUUUGCGUCUUUGUUUUGUUAUAGUGUUUUUACUGUUGUGUCAAAAUACUCUUUUGUAAGGAAAAAAGAAAGAAAGGACAUAGGUAAGGUUAUUACA